Vicugna pacos (alpaca) is the source of this 1160-nucleotide messenger RNA. NCBI's taxonomy places the organism in Eukaryota, Metazoa, Chordata, Mammalia, Artiodactyla, Camelidae. The record is from RefSeq and is a predicted model, not a curated record.
CUGUGGAGAGCUAUUGGCUGGGUACAGAGGGGCCCCGCCCCCCUACUCCCUCCCUCUGGUUCCACUGAAGUGGGCAAAAUCCCUGAGAAGCAGCGGUGUCCGUAGCCUCUCAUUCGGAGCCGAGAUGGGGAGUAAAGUGGCGGACCUGCUGUACUGGAAGGACACGAGGACGUCGGGAGUGGUCUUCACGGGCCUCAUGGUCUCCCUGCUCUGCCUCCUGCAUUUUAGCAUCGUGUCCGUGGCCGCCCACGUGGCCCUGUUGCUGCUCUGCAGCACCAUCUCUCUCAGGGUUUACCGAAAAGUGCUGCAGGCCGUGCACCGGGGGGACGGCGCCAACCCUUUCCAGGCCUACCUGGAUGUGGAUCUGACCCUGACUCGGGAGCAGACAGAACGUUUGUCCCAGCAGAUGGCCUCCCACGUGGUCUCUGCGGCCACGCAGCUGCGGCAUUUCUUCCUGGUAGAAGACCUCGUGGACUCCCUCAAGCUGGCCCUUCUCUUCUACAUCUUGACCUUCGUGGGUGCCGUCUUCAAUGGUUUGACUCUCCUCAUUCUGGGAGUGAUUGGCUUAUUCACAGUUCCUCUGCUGUACCGACAGCACCAGGCCCAGAUUGACCAGUAUGUGGGAUUGGUGACCAAUCAGUUGAGCCACAUCAAAGCUAAGAUCCGAGCUAAGAUCCCAGGGACCGGAGCCCUUGCCUCGGCAGCAGCCGCAGUCUCCGGAUCCAAAGCCAAAGCCGAAUGAAAGCGGUGUCUCUGCCCGCGGGACGCCUGCCCCCACCCUCUGUACCCCUCUGCCCCUCUCCAUCUCCCUUCCAUCCCCACCCUCUCCCCGCCUCAGCCGGAGCGGUUUCCUGGUGGAUGUCAGGAUCACUCACACCUGGGAGUUUGCGCAAAUUGCCUGAGCGGCCAGGACUACAUUUCCCAAGAGGCUCUGCUCUAGGAGCCCGGGAAAGGCGAGGCACCUUGGCCGCGGGGCCUGCUGGGACUUGUAGUUGCCUAAAUAGGGCACCCGCCCUACACUUCCGUGACCCCGCCGCUGGAGGCGCCGUGAGGGGCUGGUGUCUCCUGGACGCCAGUAGCCCCAACGCCGGGGCUUUGCAUGGGGCCCAGGGGAGGCCUGAGCUUGGAUUUACACUGUAAUAAAGACUUCUGUGGAAAAC